AUGCAGACAAAAGGAAAAGCGAUACCUCCAGACAAGAUGGGACCAGCUGCCGACGGAGCCUCGGGCGAUGAGUCCCUCCACGCCGACAUCGAGGAGGAGACGACGGCCGAGCCCGAGCAACUCCAUGAUCUACCCAAGGAAUCAUCCAGGGAAUACGCUCCCGGACAAGGUCACCGCACUUCCAAGGUCACUAGAUCAAGACUCGCUGUGGAGUUUUCUUAA
Alternaria atra is the source of this 222-nucleotide messenger RNA. RefSeq lists its product as uncharacterized. Lineage: Eukaryota; Fungi; Ascomycota; Dothideomycetes; Pleosporales; Pleosporaceae. The record is from RefSeq and is a predicted model, not a curated record. The transcript has a single exon. The coding region runs from base 1 to 222 and encodes 73 amino acids.